AGACAGUCUACCGAACCUAACGUUACCGAGUGGAUGCUUUCGAAGCGGUGCGCCUCCAACCGAGUGCAUAGUUCUGUGAUCUGCGCAAGAAGAGCGAUCACGCGUGCGUGUGUGAGCAUAAAUCGGUUUCUAAUAUUUACAUACUAGCGUGCGUGCUUCAUUGAUUGGCUGUUAAGCGUGGAUUAAUAUCUUAGAGGCUGGUUCCGUUUUCAGUGCACCGUGGAUCCGUCGUGGAAUCCAACUCAGGGUUUGGGUGUUUGGAUAUUUCCGGCGUGCCGCGCUUGAGUGGGCGAACGAAGCACAGAGAUAAUAGAAUUGUCUGAAUACGUUUUCUGCGGCAGCGAAAACGCGAUUUACCAUGACAUGAGAAAUCUACACCAGCCAGUGAGAAUAUGGUGUGCAGAGCGGGUUGUUGUGCAUAGUUCAAUCGACUAACAGUUAAUUAACUGUUGUAGGAAGAGAGUGAUUAUCAGUGGAGGAAAAGAAGAUGUGCUUUUGGCGCUAGUUUGACGUGUGAUAAGUUGGAUUGAGGGACGGGACGAGGUCUUGUGAAAGAAGAUACCUAAACCGAAGAGUGAUUCAUGUGAAAUACUUGCUGAAGGCAUUCGACUUCAUUCAGGUGUGACCUUUGGGUGGUGUUUUUGUGCAUAGUUUCUUCCGUCAUGCAUUGUUAAGGUGGAGAUCAAGCGAUGGUUUACCAGAAGACCUCCGGGCCCGUAGAGUGUGAAUGACAGUGAAACUGUGAGAAAAGUAACAUAAACACCCAACGAAACUGAAGAGACGUGGAAGGGAACCACAGAUUCGAAGAAGUAGAAGAAAGUGGCGAAGAUCAUAAUUUCCUCACGACGACGACAACGGAGAUAGCAGAUAAUUUGGCACUGGAAGGCAGCAGCAAACUAUUCGUUUUAUUGUUUUGGAUAUUUUAACGUGAACGAAAAUCAUUGACUUGCAGAGUAUCGCAGUUGGAACGGAGUCGGUGUCGAAUACAAAUCCACAAAAGACCGUGUGACAGUGCGUGCAGUUUUGCGUCGUUGACUUGGUUUCCAGCAGUCAACCAGCAACGGUACGGCACUUGGCUUCGUGCAAGAGCAUGACUCAUUCGGAACUAGGCUCGAGUUCGUUGCAGCUGGAACCGGUUUCAAUGGGUACGGAUUAAGGUGCAUUGGGGGAGCGCGAAAAGCCAUAGACUGCAACGGAGACUAGGAAGCGCCAAAGGUCGUCGAGACCCUUGGUUGAAGGAAUAUGGCCUAUAAUGGACUGUCGCAGCAUGUGGAUUUCCUGAGACUGUCCAAUCCGACCGAACGGUUCGAGCUGCUGGAUCUGAUCGGCGAGGGAACGUACGGCGAGGUCUACAGUGCCAAGGACAAACACACCGGCCGCAAGUAUGCCGUUAAGAUCCUGGAGAGCAUUGCCGACAACAUCGAGGAAAUCGAGGAGGAGUACCUCGUGCUGCGGGACCUGUCCAAGCAUCCCAACAUUCCGGACUUUGCCGGGCUAUUCCUGAAACGUGGUGCCACCGUAGAAGAUGAUCAGCUUUGGUUCGUGCUGGAGCUAUGCACCGGUGGUUCGGUUACGGAUCUGGUCCAAGGUCUACGCAACCGUGGAUCCCGGCUGACCAACAAUCAGAUUGCGUACAUUUUGCGUGAGACUGUGCACGCGUUGGUAUUUCUUCACGAGAACCAUUGCAUGCACCGGGACAUCAAAGGCCACAAUAUCCUACUGACGGAAAAUGGACACGUCAAGCUGGUGGAUUUCGGCGUUAGCUCGCACCUGGCAGCCACCAUGGCCCGGAGGAAUACCAGCGUUGGAACGCCCUACUGGAUGGCACCGGAGGUAAUCGCUUGCGAACAGCAGUUGGAUCAGUCGUAUGAUUCCAGGUGUGACGUGUGGUCUAUCGGGAUCACGGCAAUCGAACUGGCAGAAGGUGAUCCUCCGCUCUGCGAAUUGCAUCCGAUGCGAGCUUUAUUCCAAAUUCCAAGGAAUCCUCCUCCGAGACUUACCCACCCAGAAAACUAUUCCGCCAUGUUGUCGGACUUCAUAUCCGAAUGUUUAGUUAAGGAUCUAGAGCAAAGGCCAUUCUCGAAGGAAUUGAUCACGCAUCCAUUUUUGAAAAACGUGGGACCACAUGUCGAUCAAGUACGGUAUGAGUUGAAAACCGAAAUACAGAAACAGCGAUCGGAUGGUAGAGCUCCCCGUCAAGCGGAAGCCACUACCAAAUAUGGCAAACUCAAGUCGGACAGGAAAUCCAAACCGCAGAAAAUGUACAUAGAUGACUUGGCGGCGCUGGAUGUCCUAACGGAAGACACCAUUGUCGAACAGCUGCAAAAGCGAUUUGAGAACAAUCAAAUCUAUACAUAUAUUGGCGACAUCCUCGUGGCAGUGAACCCUUUCUCCAAACUGGGACUCUACACCACCUUCCAUCAAAAGAAGUACAGUGGCAAGACCAGAUCGGACAAUCCUCCGCACAUCUUCGCCGUUGCGGACGCAGCUCAUCAAGCAUUGGUCCACCAAAAGCAAAAUCAGGCCAUCGUCAUCUCCGGCGAAAGUGGUUCCGGUAAAACGGAAAGCGCCAACCUUCUACUGAAACAGUUGGUGUUUCUCGGGAAAGCAGUUACCAGAAAUCUCGAAGAACGCAUCCUUCAAGUCAAUCCAAUCAUGGAAGCUUUCGGCAAUGCCCGAACCGGUAUCAAUUCAAACAGUUCCAGAUUCGGGAAAUACCUAGAACUAACCAUGGCUCGCAGUGGGAAAGUGAACGGAGCUCGCAUUUUCGUUUACCUUCUGGAACAGAGUCGAGUUGUCAAGCAAGCGGAAGCGGAAGGCAACUUUCACAUCUUCUACUACAUGUACGAUGGUCUUCAGGCGGAGAAGCGUCUGGAGGAAUACUACCUUCACCCGUCGUACAGAAAAACCCACCGUUACCUACAGGAAACAGCGACGUUACCUAAAACCAACGUUGAACGUUGGAAGCAACUGUUGGCAAGCUUCAAAGUGCUCGGAUUCCGGGACGAUGAAGUGGACAUGGUCAAUCGAGUGCUGGCAGCGAUCCUUAACCUAGGAGACAUGGAAUUCGGCGAAAUGGACUCCAACGACAACACCGAUAGUAAAGCUAGGGUAAUCGAUGUAGCGCCGAUGCAUCGAGUUUCGAAGCUUCUGGGCGUGGAGUCGGCUGAUUUGCUGGAAGCGCUGACGUCCAAUUCGGUGGUAACGAGAGGGGAGACCAUUACCAGGCAUAACAACGUGGCGGAAGCGUGCACGGCCAGGGACGCUAUGGCGAAAGGGUUGUAUGGGCGUUUGUUCGAUUGGAUGGUCAAUCAGAUCAAUUCGCUGCUAGUCCAUAAUAAACCGAAUAACAAUCCCGAACAGUUGGCAGUUGGAUUGUUGGACAUUUUUGGAUUUGAGAAUUUCAACAAGAAUUCAUUUGAGCAACUCUGCAUCAACAUCGCCAACGAACAAAUCCAGUAUUACUUUAAUCAGCACAUCUUUACGUGGGAACAACAGGAAUACAUGGCCGAAGGAAUUCCUGUCGAUUUAGUGGAGUUCGCGGAUAACCGUCCUGUACUGGAUAUGCUCCUUAGCCGACCACUAGGGCUGCUGGCUCUUCUCGAUGAGGAAUCCCGUUUCCCGCGAUCGAACGAUCGGUCUCUAAUCGAAAAAUUCCACAACAACAUCAAGUCCAAGUUCUACCAGCGACCCAAAUCGGACGCCGUGUGCUUCGCUAUUCACCAUUUUGCAGGUCGCGUCGUCUAUCAGGCGGACGGCUUCCUGGAGAAGAACCGAAACUUCCUUCCGGCGGAAAUCAUCCAACUGAUCCGCCAGAGCCAGUACGACAUGAUUCGGUUCCUGUUCCAGUGCCCCAUUACCAAAACGGGCAAUCUGUACUCGGCCAUCCAGGACACCGGAUCGCGCCAGAAUGUGUCCAACUUUAUCAAAGUUGAUACGAAGGAAAAGUUCAACUCCCGCGGACUAGCAUCGCAAUCGAGAGCUCAGCAAACGGUGGCCACCUACUUCCGGUACUCGCUGAUGGAUCUGCUGCAGAAGAUGGUCACCGGUACACCGCAGUUUAUCCGGUGCAUCAAGCCGAACGACAUGAAGGCUGCGAAGAGCUUCGAACCGGUCAAGGUGCUGAAACAGCUACGCUAUACCGGCGUUCUGGAAACCAUUCGGAUCCGUCAGCAUGGAUUCAGCCAUCGGCUGGCGUUCGCUGAGUUCCUGAAGAGAUACCACUUCCUCGGCUACGGAUUCGAGGAACGCGUCGUCGCAAGCCGAGAAUCGUGUCGUUUACUUUUAGUGCGUCUAAAAAUGGAUGGAUGGGCACUCGGAAAGUCCAAGGUAUUCCUUAAGUAUUACCACUUUGAGUAUUUGUCCAAACUGUACGAAGAGCACGUCCGAAAAAUCAUUCUGGUGCAAGCCUGUGUUCGCCGUUGGCUAGCCAAGGCGUUCAUCAAGCGGGAGAAACAAAUGGCAGCGCAACGAGUGGCGCGCAGUGCUGUUACAUUACAGAAGCAUGUCCGAGGCUGGCUGACCCGUCGCCGUAUGAACAAACUGCUUAGGGAGAAACAGGAGAAGGAACGGAUUGAGCGGGAGCGAUUGGAAAAAGAGCGGGAGCGACUCGAAAAAGAGCGAGAACGACUGGAGAAAGAGCGGCAGGCUAGAGAGAAGAAGAAUAAUGAACAAAACAAAGCCAAACAGGCAUUCGCCAGGGCUAAGCUGAUCCACCAAAUGUCGAACAGUGAGCUCAUUAAACCAUCGGAGAAACAUUCCGUAGACAUGAACAACAAAGAGAACGAGAAAGCAGCUAUCGUCAUUCAGAGCUACUACAGAGGAUACACGAUCCGCAAAAUGAAGCUUACUCCUGAGCUGGAAGCCAAAACCAAGUACAUCUUAGGUAUUGCCAAGAAUCGCGUUGAGGCUCAGCGCAUGAUGCAGAAGGAGGGCUUCUCCAAGGAGGAUGCUGCGCGUAUAAUACAGAGAUUCUAUCGAACCCACAAGAGUAAAAACAGUAACAAGGAAGGCAGUCGAAAGAAGGGACCGGCUCCUCAACCAAGCAAACCUCUCUCGGCCAAAGAUCAACAGGUAGACCUCAUAGCCUUCUCUCAAAAUGUUCACAUGUUGAACCAAGAGAUUCACAAGAAUCUACGCGCCACCAAAACCGGAAUCCCACUGGAUGCCAUAGAAAAGCUCCCCAACGACUACAAACGACCGCCAGGUUUUGUGCUGGUGCCAGGUCUGCUCGGAACGGUCCCCGGUGGUGAGUUCACCAAGUACAGCUCGUUCCGUAGUUCUGGAGACUGUGAUCACGAAAUGACCAAGGAGCUGAUUCAAAGUCCGGUGGUUUCGCCAAAUGAAUUCGAGGACGUAUCCCCGUGGGACAUGCCGUUCUACGAGCUGGAACGGAAUCUCCGCUCGCAAAGACAACGGAACCUCCAGCAACAGCAACAGCACCAGCGGGUCGAUGUCAAUCGUAACGACAUCAUCGGUGACCGCAAAGUGGAGCUGAGCGAACGCAAACAGCAGCUGUCGAACAACUGGCACCAGGCAUUCCAGGGCAACGAGACCACCGUGCAGGACAAUAAAUUCAAGGGGAUGGUCAGAUCCAACAACCACCACAACAACGAACCGGCUCACAUCCGUCACAUACCGGCCUUCAGUUACCUGAACCCCAAUGGUCACCAAAUUCUGCGCUACUCACCGAACAACGUAGAGCAACAUUCACCGUCGCCAUCGUCCCGUGAUCAGUCGUAUCGCCAGCCGGAGUCCACGCCAAGCCCUUCCGCUGGUCAGGUCAAAGUCAAGAAGCAGAGUUCCAAGCAAGAGUACAAGCUGAAGGAGAAGGAGAACAAAGAGAAGAAGAAGAAAGAGAAAAAAGCGAAGAAGGACAAGGAGAAGGAAAAAUCUACGUCGCCCACUUCGGGAACGUCGUCCGCGUUGAGCAGUUCCGCUGAGAAACCACGAAAGGAGCCCAAGAAGAAAGCCCCCAUGCCAAUUCCGCAACCAAGUCAGCAAAUUGCUCAGAAGAGGAUAAUCGAUCACCACGAGUAUCAGAACAUUUCCGAGGAAACGAAGAUCGACAGCAAGAGUCCGGUUAUGCGAAUGUUCGGCGAUACAAACUUUCUGCUGAACCACCGAAGACGGGCACAGAAUCAAAAUCAGAAAGAAAGUGGUCUGAGCUGUGGACAAGGAGUAUGCGAACUGAUGAACGGAGUUUAUAGGUUUAGUCCUCACGUGACUUCAUUUGCUGAGUUGGAGUCUAACAAGGGUAGCAACCGAUCACAUCCCUCAACGAUGGAUGCCAAAGAGUAUCACCAUUUGAACGUUUCAAAGUAUUUGAAUAUCGACGUCAAAACGCCAAACCUAAGAACAGUCAAGCAUCAUCACCACAGGCAUCACAUGAGCUCAAACAGUAGCAGUUUGAGUAGUGGCAGCAGUGGUUCGAAUUCGUUGAACUCAUUUGAUUCGGUCGAACAGGCGAUCAUUUUCCAGAAGAACAAGAAUGCCGACUCAUACCUUGGGCCGUUCAACUUCCGACAGUUACUGAGGCCGACCCAAGGCCCUACGGAAUCUCUCCGCAAACGAAAAGGUAUUAAUCCACCGUCACCACCACCGUUGCAGCGAGGUAAAAGCUAAGAAGGAGAACAGGGAAUUUGAUUUUGAGAGAGAUGUCAAGUUUGGUUUAGUGCAUUUGGCUAUCGUUGUAUUUAUAGAAGCUUGAUAGAACGACUCGUUCCGUUUUCUUUGGAGAAUCAAUGAAACAACGUUGAUGAAUUCUUCUCGUUUGAAUGUAGACCAUAAAUAAUGAUCUCGUAGUUAGUAGAAGGCCAGACGUGGCUUGUUGGCUAAAGCUCCAUGGAUGUUGAUGGACGGCAUACCGCUGUUGAGAAUCGAUUUCUCAAAUCUCGUAAAAUGCGCAUCCUUGCACAUCUCGAUGGAGCGGCCGAAAAUUCGCCACUUGGAAAUUGGAACGAUUUAGGUCUAUCGAUAGCACCACGCUACUGCAGUUGCAGAAGACAAACUUUUCCGGCUGGAUUUUCCAGCCGCUCGGUUUUUCCCACCAUGCAUUGUACAUCCUGCGGCAGCAGUGGAUUUCCCGUUGAACGUUUUCGUUCCUCUCAAAUGAUAUUAAUUUUAUGUUUUCGAGGUUGCGGUUUGGAUUUGCUGUUUGAGAGGUAGUCGGUAGUACACGUAGAGGUAUGGUUUGACUUUCCUAUUUUCGCCAUCGUCGUCAUUAUCGUCGCCGACGGGCUUUCCGGUAGAAAGUAUGCUACUGCAAACGAAUGAGCUUUGGGCCUCUACUCGGCAUAAGAUCAACUUUUGCGUGGAUUUAUUCACUGCACGUCUUAUCUUUUGUUUCCGCCAAUUGGUGCAGUUCCACAUUCUCUCGUCUAAUGAAAAAUUCUCUAAAUAAAGUACGGCUUUUCUGUACGUUAUGCCAUUAUAUAGAGAACAAGGUGGCAGUCAUGAACCAAGACCACGUUCCAUGCCGUUCGAGAUUCUAAAGCUAUGCCAGAAUCAUAAUCCUUGAAAAAAUGGUUGCCUCAACCAUCAUCAAUCAUGUCCAUAAUUCUAAAUAAAUUGCCUCACUGACAGUUCUCGAAGGAACGAGGCUCAUGCGUAGAGUACAAAAAAAAUGCAAUCCAUUGGAGAGCCAUAUAGCCGAGACCCAAGGCUGCGCCAUUCGAGAAAGAAUGCCUCAUCGAGAUACGACACUGCACUUUCUGCCGGAAUAACUUUGCUCCAUUUCUUCAUCCUCCCACCCUUGUUCAUCUUAUCGCUUCUUCAUUCAUUUAACUUGAAGGCAGUUUUUAUAAUUUAUUAUCCAAACUAGUUAGUCCCAUCACACAACGCCUUUUGUAACCUAGAUUUAUCCUCAUUCAAUAUCGUUUCUUAGCACAGUAAGUUGCAAGCGCCAAGUAGAUGGAAAUAUUUUGGCCUUUGCCGACUUUGGCCGCUUGUCGUUAGGGAAACAUAGUUACUCUAGUUGAUACAAACUCACCAAGAAGAUUUAUGUAAAAUAAGAAAAUACAAAAAUGCUUCCCGAAAAAAAAAAGACUCACCACCUGACACCAAAAACUAGUGGAAUAAAGUACCAAGUCUUGUUACAUGUUGAGUUACAACCUUCGUGAAUCGUAAA
Aedes aegypti (yellow fever mosquito) is the source of this 8128-nucleotide messenger RNA. RefSeq names its product myosin-IIIb. The transcript has 15 exons. Gene Ontology annotation, biological process: protein phosphorylation. Gene Ontology annotation, cellular component: myosin complex. Gene Ontology annotation, molecular function: cytoskeletal motor activity; protein kinase activity; protein binding. Bases 1243 to 6624 code for a protein of 1793 amino acids. NCBI's taxonomy places the organism in Eukaryota, Metazoa, Arthropoda, Insecta, Diptera, Culicidae. The record is from RefSeq and is a predicted model, not a curated record.